This is a messenger RNA of Lutzomyia longipalpis, 1645 nucleotides long. Its product is annotated as GTP-binding protein Rhes-like. The coding region runs from base 488 to 1201 and encodes 237 amino acids. The transcript is spliced from 3 exons. NCBI's taxonomy places the organism in Eukaryota, Metazoa, Arthropoda, Insecta, Diptera, Psychodidae. The record is from RefSeq and is a predicted model, not a curated record. Gene Ontology annotation, molecular function: GTPase activity; GTP binding.
ACUCUCUUCACUUUUGCCAAUCUUCAACACACAUCCUCGUCGAAAAUCUUGAGUAAAUUUCUUCAUCUUCUCUUGCUCAAGUGUACUUGUACUCUCGAUACAUCCCGAAAGGCUGCUUUUGCCAGUUCUCACUUCUUUUUUUCCCAGAGAGAGAUUAAAAGAGUGUCACAGUUGAGUGUUUACGCGAAAUUGAAGUAAAUAUUUGAGAAGAACUUUCGCAAAAAGCGAGAACGUGAAAAAAAAAUUACCAAAAGUGUCUCGUAUAAAUUGAAAGAAAAUAAACUUAAAAAAGUGUCCAAACAGUCUACUAAAUACACACACACAGUGCCAGCAACAGCAAUUAAUUAAGGACUUUGAGGAGCAUCGACGUACACUCCAUCCCUAUUGAUUGGCCGGGGCAAUGAACUGAUUGGCGUUGCUGAGAAGUCAAUCGAGGUAGAAAUUUCUCGAAAAGAAAAAAAAAUCUGAGACAACACAGAAGACGAAAAUGCCUGGACCGUGCCAGAGGCUACGGCUGCCGUCCCUUGUGACUGUUAUGAGGAGUCCCAAGGCUGAGUGUUCACCAAUUAGGCGGAAGGAGCACCAUCGGGUUGUCAUGAUGGGGGCCGCACGCGUGGGGAAAUCCUCAAUAAUCUCUCAAUUUCUCUAUGACAAAUACCUGGCGCGCUACAGACAAACCGUCGAGGAGCUCCAUCGUGGGGAGUACGAACUACCCGAUGGGGCUGCCCUCACACUCGAUAUCCUGGACACAUCGGGUGCUUACCAAUUUCCAGCCAUGCGUGCUCUGUCCAUAUCAACAGGGGGCGCCUUUAUUCUUGUCUUCUCCGUGGAUGAGGAGGAAUCGUGGAAGGAAGUUGAACGCCUUAGAGAACAGAUCAUCGAAGCUCGAGGUUUCCGGGUACCAAUCGUGAUAGUGGCUAACAAGGCGGACUUGAAGGAACGGAAGCUACCACGUGAGCUCACCGAGACAAUUGCCACUGUUGACUGGGAGUGUGGGUACGUGGAAGCAAGUGCCAAGGACAAUACAGGGAUCGUGGAUGUCUUCAAGGAGCUCCUCGCCCAAGCUAAAAUUCGGUACAAUCUCAGUCCAGCCGUACGACGACGCCGACAGUCGCUACCGUCGUAUGCAACACAGCACAAUGGGAAGGUCUCUACGACGCCGAAGCAUUCCCUGAAGCGUCACUCCUGCACCGUGGCGUAGGCGGAAUGACACCAGUGGUAGCACCCACGUGGUUCUAUCGCUUCAAGCAGCCAUUCAUUGCAGGAACUGCGUUGCUAAAACAGAGCCUUAUCGGGGGAAAAUUCGGUGAUGAUAGCAAAAAAAAAGCAAAAAGAAACCAUAUUUUGAAAUUAAGAUUUACGCAAAUACAAAAAGAAAAUAAAAUAAAAAAAUGAAUAUACCAGUAAAAGGGAGAGACGCACAUCUCCAGGGCAGCUUUGGGUAAAAAAAAAGUACAUAAAAAUAAUGGAUUAGACUCAACAGGGUGCUCCAAAAGUGUUUCAAUUUUUAUCUCAAUGUUAAAUCGCUUUUUGAAAGAUUUUUUAUUCAAAUUUAAUUUUUUUUUAUUAUUUUUAAAAGAAAACUUGUUUACUUAUGGCCAUUUCGGAUUGAGAAAAUACAUUACAUUGAAAACAAAGUAGAAAA